This is a messenger RNA of Symbiodinium sp. CCMP2592, 3063 nucleotides long. Lineage: Eukaryota; Dinophyceae; Suessiales; Symbiodiniaceae. The record is from the annotation of a GenBank genome assembly.
GUGAGCAGCUUCAUCUCCAGCUUCGAGAUGCCAAGAUCCUCUCUAGCGUCGGACGCGCCAGACGUUUCACUUCCUCCUGGCGAUGACUCGCCCGAGGACCUGGAUAAGCUCCGGGCACGCGUGCUGCGAAAGUUUUGCGUGUCACAGGUCCCCGAGUCCUGUUUCAGCGUGGUGCUCGCGCUGGAUGUCCUGAUCGCCCAUGCUUUCGACCUGCCCAGCCGCCUCUACUCGCCCACGCAGGUAGAGGCGCAGGUUCUGUUCAUGAUCGCUGGAGGCCUCGCCACGUUUACCCUGGCCCUCGGAUUUGCGGACAUCAUCAUCUCCAUGUGGAUCAAGACUGACUUCGUGCAGGACAACGCGAAUCUGGUGUUGUUCUUUUACCUGGUCGAGAUCUGCAGCUGGUGGCCAUUCCUAGCGCAGAUGGUUCGAUAUGACCGCCUCCCGACAAUGGUCAGGUACCUUGCGAGCGAAGUGACGGUCAUGAUUCUCCUGGUUGUGGUGGGCUUCUAUGCGAUACCGGGCAGCGCCAAGUUGCGCGGCUCGGUCCUGAACAUCAUCCUCCACUUCAUCGGCCAGGUAGCCUUGGCUGCCACGCUAAGCCCUUUCCUUGCGGGAGCAAACUUCUUGUUCUUUGACAACUCACUCACUUUCCGCUUCCUGAACCGGCUGUACUAUCCUGUUCGGUACGUUCACAUCGCGAUGUACUUGGACCAUCACAAACAGCACAGCUUCAUAGACGCUUUGCUGUAUCAUCCGCUGAAUACCUUCGCCUUCGUGAACCUGCUCAUUCAGCUCGUGCUGGUCUACCUCGUGGUACCGUGGGUGCGGCGCUCCAGCCAAAAGCAGAAAGCAGAGGAGUUUCAGCAGAAGACGGGCGGACUCACCUUGGCGGAGGUCACUGCUGUGGCAACGCGUGUGUCGAUGGCCGUUGAAGAAAAGCAAGGAUCCAGCAGCAAGAUGCGCGCUCAAUCCGGUCUCAGGUCCAGCAUUUUCCACGACAUGCCAGACGAACUUGGCGAGGACAACUUUGUCGAAGUCUUGAAUGCUGUCGGAGAUACCUUCGAGGCGUUGCUCUUGGCAAGUCAGGCCGACAGCCCGCGGGUUCGCUGCGCUGUGCUCCGAGUCGCCAUCCAGCCCCUCUCUGAGGCUGGGCCCUCCAAGCUCCUGCAGCUGCUGCCUCUCAUCCUCCCGCAGUUGCUGUUGGCCUUGCGGUGGAAGACCGCGGAUGACUUUGAGGACUGCCCGCUGAGCUGCUUCAUUUUGGAGAAGGCCUUGGCCCUAAACGACACGGCCCUGGUCUCCAUGGUCUACUGGCAACUCCUUGGCCUGGCCACGGACCACUCGGACAAAGCUUCCGCGAUGUACCGCGAAGUGCGGAUUCGUCUCCUGCACGCACUGAUGCAGAGCGACUUCAACGGCAGGCAGUACGACGCGGUUUUUUGCGAGAAGGCCCUUGCAAUGAUUGCAGAUCAGCGAAGACUCUGCUACCAGAUGCGCGUUCUUUGCAGGACGGUGCAAGCUGCGGCCGGCGGCAACGUGGGCAGAAACUCUGCUCUGCGUCAGCAGCUUACCCUGCUCAAUCAGAGGAGGGUGCGGCGCGAAGCAGAUCAGGCUCCCAUGGGUACCCAGGGCCGGCGGCUGCGCCCCUCCGCCAGCUUGGAUGUUCUGGCCGCUCCGACGGAGAUUCCCACCGACUCUACGCGACGGGACAGGAGCCCUCAGCUCAGCAGAGUCCAAGAGGAAAGCUCGCGGGAACUCGAUCGGAGCCGCACACGCUCUGAGUCCCUCGAGGAUGAGGACAUGGUCAGACCCAAGAAGAGCCGGGUCCUGUUCGCACCGGACGUGGGCGACUGCGACGACACCCAGACCCAAGGGUCAGGAUCUCCGUCAUCGUUUCCCAGAGAGCGUUCCGCUUCUGCCGUGAGCCUUUGCAGGUUGCCCUCGCAGGAAGGCCGGCUGGAGUCGGAGGAGAUGGUCCCCUCCAGGUGCCCCUGCUUUGCAUGCUGCUUUCGGCAGAAUCAGAAGCCCAGACCGGACAUCAUCCGUGAGGAGUGGAGAUACGACCCAAGCUUGCAGCAGUUUGGAAACCAGGACCUGACACUGCUGGAUGUCAGCGGAGUGAAGCUGCCAGUAGACCCGGCGCAGUCUCUUGGAGCUUUGGAGCCCAAGAGGUGUUUCGUGGCGAACUCGGCUGUAGCCCCUGUGGUGCUGGCAUACCAGGCGAUUGAAGCUGAUGAAGGAGACAGCAUGCACACCGGCCACCGACUGUAUGCCAUGAAGAAGGGCGACGACCUGCGGCAGGAUGCCCUCGUUUUGCAGAUAUUUCGCCUCAUGGAGACAGCAUGGGCAGAGCACGGUCUCAGAGAAGUCUCGCUCAUGCCCUACAACGUAUUGGCGCUAUCUCCAAAGGAGGGGUUCGCAGCGUUCGUGCCCAAAGCCAAGAACAUCUCACGCAUCCUCGAGGAGUUCGAUGGCGACAUUACCGAGUUCAUCAAGAAGCACAGUAGUGGUUCCACCUCCUCCGCCUAUGACCGUCUGUGCGGCAGCACGGCAGGGUACUGCGUGGCCACGUACCUGCUGGGAAUCGGAGAUCGACAUCUCGACAACAUUAUGAUGACGGAGGAUGGUCACUUCUUCCACAUCGACUUCGGCUUCGUCCUCGGCGAAGACCCCAAGCCUGGUGCUCCCUCUGUCAGGGUGCCUCGCGAGGUCCUCGAAGUCCUGAGGCUGUCCGGCCGAUACGACCGAUUUCGUGAACUUCUCCGCGAGGCUUUCACGCUCAUUCGGCGGACCGCUCGUCUAUGGACGGCGCUUCUGUCAUUGGCGUCGAGCGCUGGAGGGAAUGGCGUCACAGUGUUGCGAGACCACGCAGAACUGGCAAUCCAUAUUGUCAGAGAGCGACUGCACCUUGAGCUGGAUGAUGCAUCAGCAGCUGCUGAGAUUACAGCCGAGGUCGAGCACAACGCGGCGGCCAUGCUUCCUGUCAUCUACGACAAGCUGCACCAGGACGGCAGGUUUGUUUUGGCAUUGAAGAGCAGCGGUGUGGGGAUCGUGCUCCACUGA